Molecule: messenger RNA, 1123 nt
Organism: Hydra vulgaris (swiftwater hydra)
Lineage: Eukaryota; Metazoa; Cnidaria; Hydrozoa; Anthoathecata; Hydridae
Biological process (GO): ubiquitin-dependent protein catabolic process
Cellular component (GO): cytosol
Molecular function (GO): polyubiquitin modification-dependent protein binding; ubiquitin binding
Source: RefSeq, a predicted model, not a curated record
AGUGCCAAUUAUAAUUUAUUUAGAUUAAAAGACAAUAAAAACUUAUAUGUUUGGUAUGUCAUGCUUGUUCAUCUGUGAACCAUUCACAAACAAGCGCACAAAGAUUGAAAAUGUUGAUUUAAAACUUUCUAUUGCAAAUUUUAAAGAUAUCGUUUAUCAGUAUACUGAGAUCAAAACUGGAGAUCAAGAGUUAGUUUAUUGUGGUAAAUGUUUAAACAUUGAGGAAAACACACUUGAAUCGUACAACAUUGAAAAUCAGGUCACCAUAUUUGUGUUAAAGAAGUUUCCAAAUAAGUUAUUGACAGAUGUUAAAACACCAAUUUUAGUUGAUGAAAUCGAGAACCUACUCACAAAAGCAAGAAGUCAAUCUUACAGAAUUAAUAUCAGAAAUUUGUUAAAAAAUAGAGAGGCUGUUAAAAAAUUAUUUCUGGAAUCAGAGUUCAUCAAAGUUGACACAAUGACAAUGGCUUUGGUGCAAAACCCAAUGAUGUUUCUUACUAUUAUUGACACUGCUGAUGCUGAUUGCAUUGCUGCAAACCAUCAGUCAUUUGGAAACGCACUUAAACAUGUUGUUCAGUGGGUAGAGCGAACAGAAAGAAAGGUUCAGGCCAGUGAAGAAGAUGAAAGUGAAGAUAAUUUAUAUGAUUCGUAUUUUGCACAAUCAGAAAUUUCAUUAAAUGAAGAAAGCCAAGAACAGGAACCAGAAACUAGCAGGAACCAGCAAAUAUCUGAAACCAGUCAACAACUGGGUCCAGCAAACAGGAACUUGCCACAAACAAACAAUCAAUCUCAUCCACAAAUAUCAGCAUUAGAUCUUGCUAAUGCGCUCUCAUUUGCUUCAGCAUACAUAGGUCAGCCAUCAAGUUCAAAUCAGAUCCUUAGUUCAGAACAAGUGAGGUUGGCCUGUGAACAAGUGCAAGCAUUAGGUAUAACUGACGAGAGUCUAAUCAGAAGAGCACUUUCACUUAGCGGCGGAAAUGUUGAAGCAGCCAUUAAUUUAAUUUUUGAAGAGAUAAUCCAAUAAUGCUGCAAGUGAUCAUUGAUGAUGAUCACAAACGAUGAUUUAUUUAUAACUUUGCAUUAUUAUUGUAUUUAGUUUUAAUCAAAAAAUUUUCUAAUACUA